UGUGUGUGUGGUGUGUGCAUUUAAGACUGAUGCCGUUCUCUCUCCUUCCUGCUGUCAUAACUUCAAAGACACUGCUUCCCUGACCCCAUAGUGACAACUCUGGCAUUGGCUUUUUAUUGAUUCAAAGCAGCGGAUGCUGAGCCUUGGUCUGGCUGUUCAUUCUCCACUUUCUAGCCAUCUAUCGAGUACGGGACAGCUCUGGAUCCCCAGAGCCAGAUCGUGCUCUGUAGCUCCCUUAGGAGCAACUAUCAACAGAUCCAUGACCAAGAGGGCCCCAAGAUUCAAAGACUGUUCCAGUCUACUCUGGAUUUUUCCAGCUGUUUUUCUUGGCCAGAGGAUCACACCCAUCGGGAUGCAAACCGAGAGCAGGAAGCAAGCGGAACAGUAAAGUCAGAUGAACCAGAGGAGAGGCAGAUGUCACGGACACGAGGACGGUAGCUUCGAGCAGCCCAAACCCUUGCAAGAGAACACCCAGAGGGGUAUCUUUUCAAGUGCAGGUUGUGCUGGACAUGGUCAGGACCUGAAGACUAAAAGUCAGAGUCCUUAUUGUGGGCUAUCCUCUUCUAGAAGUGGGCUAAAGCCUAGGCACACAGCUGUUAACAUCUGGAUCCAGGAUCAUGUCUGCUAACAAGGGCUGGUGGGUGCCACCUGAGGGUGAGGACAACCUGUCCAAGAAGUUCCUAAGGAAGACCAGGGAGUCUCCACUGGUGCCUAUAGGUGUAGCAGGCUGCCUGGUGAUAGCAGCAUACAGGAUUUACCGGCUGAAGGCUCGGGGUUCUACCAAGCUCUCCAUCCAUCUGAUUCACACCAGAGUGGCGGCACAGGCGUGUGCUGUGGGGGCCAUCAUGCUUGGUGCCAUGUAUACAAUGUACAGAGAUUACAUCAAGAGGGUGUCAGAGGAUGCCGAGAAGUAGGACUCCAGAGGUGGCAGGAUGGCCCAGUCCCCCGGCUGUCUGCAUGUUCUAAUAAAGCUAUGCUGAGGAAA
Messenger RNA from Mus musculus (house mouse), 985 nucleotides. RefSeq names its product HIG1 domain family, member 1B (gene Higd1b). The transcript has 4 exons. Bases 618 to 914 code for a protein of 98 amino acids. The record is from RefSeq and is a predicted model, not a curated record. NCBI's taxonomy places the organism in Eukaryota, Metazoa, Chordata, Mammalia, Rodentia, Muridae. Gene Ontology annotation, cellular component: membrane.